This is a messenger RNA of Acanthosepion pharaonis, 630 nucleotides long. Lineage: Eukaryota; Metazoa; Mollusca; Cephalopoda; Sepiida; Sepiidae. The record is from the annotation of a GenBank genome assembly.
AUGCUAUCUAUCUAUCUAUCUAUCUAUCUAUCUAUGUCCUCUUUUUCGGUUGAUUUUUCAGUUUAUCUUUUCCUUCAUUUAUUGAUUCUUAUCUUCUUAAUUUAUUUUUAUUUUUCCCUUUCUACUUUAUCUGCUACGUUUUUUGUAUUUAUAUUUUUCUUUUCCCUUUUAAUUUUCUUGUCUUGUUUUUCUUUCCUUCACCCUCACUUUUUCUCCUCUUUUUUUUUUACUCUUUUAUUUUACCUUCUCUUUUAUUCUUUUCCAUGCUUUCUUUUUACCCUUUUCUUUUUACUUCUCUUCUAUUUAUUUUUCAUACUUUUUUACCCUUUUUUUUUUUUACUUUUCUUCUGUUUCUUUUUUCAUGUUUUCUUUUUAACCCUUUCUUUUCCCUUCUCUUGUUUUCUUUUUAACCCUUUCUUUUCCCUUCUCUUUCUCUUUUUCUUCUUUUUUCCCGUUCUCUUCUACCUUUUUGUCAUGUUUUAUUCUUAUUCCUUUUAUUCAAACCCUAACUGUUUGUCAGUCAUCAACAAUAAAACUUGUCAUCGUAAGCAAAGGAAAGAAUACUUGCUCAAACAACAACAGAGAUUUAAGCCGAUUCAUUUGUUUUUCAUUCUUCUUUCGUUUUUCUAG